Molecule: messenger RNA, 5147 nt
Organism: Zootermopsis nevadensis
Lineage: Eukaryota; Metazoa; Arthropoda; Insecta; Blattodea; Termopsidae
Gene: Sec5
Product: exocyst complex component secretory 5
Biological process (GO): exocytosis; Golgi to plasma membrane transport
Cellular component (GO): exocyst
Source: RefSeq, a predicted model, not a curated record
AAAUUCACAGCCUUCUAUAUAUCGAGCUAUGAACAAGUGUGAUAGUGCAGCUCUGCUUUGACAUUUUAAAAUAUGUUGAUGGGUAGCGUAAAAUUGUAAUCUUGGCAGUAAUGUAGUUGCUGUGAUAAACAUGUGUUUGUGUGUGGGUGUAUUUUGCGUUUUAAAACUAGUAUUUCGUGAAGCUUCAAACCCCUUCAAAGAGAUUUGUUAAAAUACCAGGGGAGGACCUGAGAAAUGGGGCCUCCGCCCGUUGUCACAGGAGUAUCUCCGAAAGAAGGGCCACCAGGGACUCGUGUUACUGUCAGGGGUGAAUUUUUGGGCACUGGACCUACUGAUCUUCAAGGGUUGACUAUAUGUGGCUGUGACUGCUUACUGUCAGCAGAAUGGAAGUCUUCAAACAAAAUUAUUGCUAGGUCUGGUCCAGGAAAGGGUCGUGGUGAUAUUAUUGUCACAACUCGAUCUGGAGGAAGAGGAACAUCUACAGUGCAGUUCCGAGGCUACCAUGAGACUAUUGGACCAAUGAAAGAAAGUGCUGUAUGGGUAGAGGAAGCUCCAUUGCAGACACUUGCUUGGGGACGACGAUCCUUGUCGCCCACAAGCUAUCAACAAGAGGAUCCACUUGGUCUUUCAGUAGAGGAGAAUGAUAAGAAGUUUCCAGAAGAUGACCUACAUGAACUGUUUCCUGAGGGAUCAGGUGAUUUGGCAUCAGAGCAGUUUGUAGCUGGCUGGUUUUUGCUGGAACAUCAUCAUGCUACAACAUUUGAUGACUUGCGAGCUGGUCUUGCUUUCCUGCGACGGAAGGUUGAUGGCCAGAAGGAAGGACAACUUUCUUUUUUUAAAGCAAAUGUAGGUUCAGUGAUGGACCAGAUGGAUACUCUUAUGAUUUUAAAAGACAGAUUUGAAGCUGAUAUGAAAGAACAUGGCCCUGAACCAACAGUGAAAGUGGAAAAUGCAAUACAAGAUUGUAUCCUUGAAGCAAACAAGCUGUUUGAUGAGGUUCUAGCAAGACGGGAUCGUGCAGAUGCCACACGGAAUGCUCUUGGAGUUCUUUUGAGAUUUAAGUUCCUCUUUAGCUUACCUGUGAGCAUUGAGCGCAAUAUUCGGAAAGGAGAUUAUGAUGUUGUAAUCAAUGACUAUGCACGUGCCAAAAACCUCUUCAGCAAGACUGAUGUAGCUGUGUUCAAGAAAGUUCUAGUGGAAGUUGAACAACGGAUCAACAGAUUGAGAGAAAUUUUACACAGUAAGCUGCAGGACAUGCCAUCAACUCUUGAAGAACAGAAGAGAAUUAUAAGGAAUCUGGUGAAUCUUGAAGCAACAGGUGACCCAGCAUGGGAUGGAAUAUCCUACCAUUCUUCAUUCAUUUCUCAGCAACUCAAUUCUUGCAGAGAUGAACAUAUUGCUGCUGAAAUCACUGCUGGAGAAGAUACAGGUAAAACGUCCAAGUCAGGCUUGCAAUCAACUCCGUUGUCAAACAAGUUUGGUAGGUCAUCUAAUAACAACAAUAACAGUUCACAGUCACAUGACUGGCUGACAUCAGUUCCACAGAGGGUGCUGUUUGUGGAGGAGCUGACAGACAUAGUGUCCAACAGGUUUCCAGAUUUGUGGAAGCUGGGACAAGCUUAUUUCAGUGGAGAACUGCAUGUUAAGGUUGAGCCAGGCAAGCAAGCUCAGUUCAAGAGGAUGGUACUGACAACCAUUGAGCUGUUCUCGGGGCUGUUACGUGCAGCAGUCUUGCCGCACACACUGGAUCGAAUGUCAGUACAACGACAGACAUAUGGAACAUGGCCCAGUCAGGGCAUGGAAGGAGUUGGUCCAUGGCUUCCUCACUGCCUCCGUUAUGUACGUUCUACAUACAGUUCCUUCAUUAGACUUGAUCUCCCAGGAGAAGCUUUAGAUAUUAUAGCCAUCCUCAUAUUUGAUUUACGGUUACACUGUAUGAGCACUUUGUUUCAACAAGCAUCGGAACAUGUUAAAUCCCUGCAUAAGAGGGAAACAUGGAAAAUAGAAUUUGACAGCAAGCAUGGUGGCAUUACUGCCCUUCCAUCACAAUUUGAAAGCAAGGUGCAGGAGGUGGUACAGCUGGUAAAGGAAUCUGUAUUAGUAGGGGAACAGAGAGAGACAUCACUUCUUGAAAACAGCAAUGCUCAAAGAGAACUGAGCGCGCUUGUUCAAGGUCUGCUUCUUAGUUUCUCACAGUCAUUGGAGAACUUUGCAUUCAGUAAUGAAGCAGUUAUGCAAGAAGACCACUCAACAGCAGUCUCACAGCUCAUUGGGUCUCCAGCAGUGUAUAGAAGUAGCGAGAAGGAAAGAAGUGGUCCAGCUUGGGAGCAGAGAUUGCUUACGACAUUAAGCAAUUGUCAGUACACUGCCAAAGUUGUGUUACCCUGUCUCUCAGAGCUGUUCAUACGUCAUGGCUUUCCAUCUCCUGUAUUACCAAUUGCUACUGCUACCAAUGCCUUGAAUACAUUGGACAAGCGGAUUCUUGAGGUAUACUUAGAGCAGAAAAGUGAUCCAUUGGUGGGAACAAUAGAACCAUCUAUGUACCUGGGGCGAUUUGAUUGGGAUACAACACGAAAACCUACAGAUAUCAGACCAUAUGCCAAGGAAAUCAUUGCCAACAUGAUUGGUGUGCAUGCUGAGGUACAUCGAGUGUCUCCAAAUCUCGUACCACGUGUUUUGACACAGAUAGUUGAGACAGUAGCAGAAGAACUGUCACGUUUGAUGUCAUGUGUGACUCGCUUCAGUGUGGAGGGCAACCAACAAGCUCGGGCUGACAUUCUGGCUGUACAGGAAACAGUCCGAUUUUUCAUUACUCCAACAGCUCAAAGUUUCUUUGAUGAAGCCCUAGAAGCAGUUCCACCACUGAUAAGUACAGCUGACAUGAAGGUUGUAGAGGAUAUCUUGACCAAGUUCCGUAUCCGCAUGCGACUGCAACUAAUGUGCUUUGGAGAUCCUAAGAACCAGCAGACUGUGGCUGCACCUGACAUGUGAUGUUAGCGAGAGGACAAAAGUUCAAGGAGAGGAAGCCAAAUGCAACAGCUAUUCUCUGCAGUAUACUGGGAAACACCUGUUUGAACUGUAUAGGUACAGAAUCUUGUUAUGCAUUGUGAAGUUGUACCAAAAUUCUGUAAAUACAUACGUAUAGUGUCUGCUAAGAUUCUAUGUAAAGACUAUGGCAAAUGUUUAUGUACUUUAUUUUAAUUGAUUUUUGUAUUCUCAAGGACAAGUACAUCUGGCCUGUCCUCUUAUUUCAUUGUUAUUUCAGUACAUUCAUCAAGUAUUUUCAUUGAAAGAAGCCCUUAUAGUUAUCAAGCUCAGAUAUAUGUAUUUAUUCCUUUUGUUAAAUCAAAUGUUUGUACUUUAUAUUGCUAACAAUCUGUAUACUUGAAACUGGAAGGUAUAUACAUAAUUGUUUCAUGUAUUAAAUUAAAAGAAAAUAGGAAAUGUUGGCACAGCUUUCAUAAUAUGGAGUUACAGAACAGAAUGUGCAAAAGAGGAAUGAAAAUUUCCUGUUCAUGACUCAACAUUUGGACUUCUUAGUUAUGUGUAUGUCGGGUGCAAAUCCACAUUCCUGGAACUGACCAGUCAUGUGUGUAUAUGCUUCUUUCGUCCCUGAAAAGAAAUGCAUUGUCAUGUCUGCUAUAUCAUAGCAUUGUGGUCAGAAAGACAGACCAGACUGCACCUUUAGCAUAAAGAAGCAAGAGGUUCAGGUGGUAAUUCUGUGAUCAUUGGUGAAAUAAUAUGGCAUCACCAAGACCCUGAGAAGAUUCAUGAAUCUGAUAUUAUAAGGGUGAUGCAUGCAUUCCAUCCUAUUAUGUUCGAACAGGUUAGAAUUUGUGACUUAUGUAUGUAAUCUUUUUUUGUGUUUAUUGGUAUUGAUUACUACACUUACACUUGGUUUCCUCAACUUUUAUAAUGAUGCUUGUAAACUUGAAGCAGUACCUUUAAGGAUGUAUGUAGCUAAAGCAUACAAACAUUGAUAAAGGAGAAAGAAAACAUUUUGGAAGUGAAGAUUUCUGUCUUCUGGGUGGUUGCGCUGUGUAGUCUGCUCGAUGUUUACCAAUAUUUCAGAGGUCCUUGCUGCCUCCAUCAUUGCCCUGAUGACGGAGGCAGUAUGACUUCUGAAACGUUGGUGGAAAUCUACCAGAUUACACGGCUCAGUAACCCAGAAGACAGCAAUCUUCAGACUCACCGCUGUGGAAACCUCACAUCCUACAUUUUGGAAGGUGAUUACUAAAUGUACAAGUAUUUACAUAAUCCUUGGUUCCUUAACCUUUAAACUCUAAAUCUGAGAGAUAACAGUUUGGUUUAAACUGUACUGAAUAAGAACUCUUAUAUUGUAAAGAAAAUGUAAAUGUAAAUUGCUUGAAAAUGUGAUGCAACAGAGUUUACAUAUUUGAGAAGAAUGGUAACAUAUCAGAAUUGCAAUAACAAAGAAAUUAAAAGCCGGUCAAAUUGGGGGAAUUCUUGCUACAAUGCAGUUCAGAAUCUUUCUACUUUCUGCCUGCCAUCUAAAAUCAUUAAGAUUAAAAUAUACAAUUCCCCCCCCGGUUUUGUGAGAUGGUGAAAGUUUGGUCUCACAUCAAGGGAAGAACACGGAUUUGAAGUGUUUGAAAAUAGGGUACUGGGGAUAAUAUUUGGACUGAUGAGGGAUGAAGUUUCAGGUGGCUGGAGAAAACUGCAUAUUGAGGAACUCUAUAAUUUGUACUCCUCACCAGAUAUAAUCAAAUCAAGGAGGAUUAGAUAGGCACAGCAUAUAGCAUACAUGGGGAAAUAAACAAUGCAUACAAAAUUUCAGUUGGAAAACCUGAAGAAAAGAGACCAUUUCAAUGAGAAGGUAGUGUUAAAAUGGAUUGUAAGGAAAUGCUAUAAGAGGCUGGAUUAAUCUGGCUCAGGGUAGUUUGGUGGCAGGCUUUUCUGAACAUCAUAGUCAAUAUUUGGGUUCCAUGAAAGGUGGGGAAUUUCAUGACUAGAAGAGCAUACCAGCAACUUCCGAAUAACUAUGCACCAUGCAGUCGGUUGUGUUUCAAAGUUAAGUAAGACAAGUAAUUUGUAUUCCAAGAGAGAAUGGAGCACAUUGAAUUUAUUGUGAGGUUAUAAUGUAUAUUGGACAUUUUUAGAAUAUAACAGAAAGGUCUUCAAAAUGA